AUGGAAAUAAUAUUACUGCUCGAGAGUGAUGCUAUUAAUAAUUAUGGUUCUGUAGCUACUGCUGCUGUUGUUAUUGUUAUUGUUGUUAUUAUUAUUGUUGUUGUUGUUAUUGUUGUUGUUACUGUUGUUAUUGUUGUUGUUGUUAUUGUUGUUGCUGUUAUUGUUGUUGUUACUGUUGUUAUUGUUGUUGCUGUUAUUGUUGUUGUUGUUGUUGAUUUGAUGUGGGUUGCAAAAAUAUCAACUCUUUUGUUUCACUUUUCAUUAUUUAGCGCAGUUCGCAAACCUGUUUUUCGGAGAAAUUGUCGAAUGAAACAUCAUCCACGGACUUGUUAA
Molecule: messenger RNA, 333 nt
Organism: Brugia malayi
Lineage: Eukaryota; Metazoa; Nematoda; Chromadorea; Rhabditida; Onchocercidae
Exons: 1
Coding region: 1-333 (110 amino acids)
Source: RefSeq, a predicted model, not a curated record